AUGAAUCAUGAUCAAUCUUCAAUAUUGCCUAUUUUAUUUUCUUCCCAUUCCACCUCCUGCUCCGGUUGCUCCUUCAUCUGCUCUGCUUGUUCAUCAAGCAGCUGUCCCUCCGAGACGCCUUCAAGCACGUUUCUUGCUUCUACCUCUGCUGUUUCUCCUCCUCCGAGUGAAUUGACGGCCGAUGUCUCUAGCCUGUUGGCUCUUUCCGCUUGCAGUACCGGUCCGGGACUCAUGCAGUGCUGCUCGGGUGAGAUCGUUGCGCUCUCUAUUCUGCCGUUCAACUCGUCCUCGACCACCAGCACCGCUUCAGCCAACACAGGCUCCAUCUCUUCUGUCAUACCUAACAGCCUGAACUCGAUGCCCUACUUCAGCUUUUCCCAAACACCCUCCUUCACUUCACUAUCUUCUUCUUCUUCUUCACCCUCAAUGUCCUGCCACUCCACCGUCUCUUCCAUAUCCUACGUAUCUAGUCUAUCCCCACCCAGUCAACACUUCUUGACCAACGCCUCCUCACGUUCUUCCUCCUCUUCCUCCUCGUCCUCUUCCUCUUCUGGUUUCGCGUCUUCGGCUCUCCCAUCUUCCCCAUCUCCAUCCUCUUGCUCCUGCUUCUCCUCAUCAUCCUCAUCUUGCUUCUCCUGCUCCUGUUCCUGUUCAUCUUCUUUAUCCUCUUUCUCCCCCUCCUGUUCUUGCGCCUCAUCCUCUCCAUCUUUGUCCAAUACUCCAAACUGCUUUUGUUCGAGUAACUCUAACGCACCGUCCUCUAGUUUCGCAGAGUCGGAUCACAUCAAUUUGGCCCUUAGACCUGGUCAUAUUGGUACAAAGAGUGUCGUCAAUCCUGUUUAUGAGGCCAACUCGAAAGCGAUCGGUGUGGACUUGCACGGUUCUGCUACUGCUUCCGAUGAGACUACCAUUUCGAAUGGUUGGUUCUGGUCUAGUCCCGUUGUGACAAGAGAUGUCCGAAGCCCGGAUCUUGACCCGACUCUCCCUAGCAAUCAUACUGCAGAUGAACCUCUCUGCUCCACUGGUAUAGUGAGCGGGAGUAGGCCGGAAGGACUGAUAAACCUGGUAUGUGAUUGA
This is a messenger RNA of Protopolystoma xenopodis, 1077 nucleotides long. Lineage: Eukaryota; Metazoa; Platyhelminthes; Monogenea; Polystomatidea; Polystomatidae. The record is from the annotation of a GenBank genome assembly.